CUUGCACGUGAAGUUUACUCUCUACUCCUCACCGGUUUUGAUUUGUUUUUUUUUUCUCUUAAUUUUUGAUUUUUCUUUUGUUUUAUAACAUCGAAACCCUAAAGCUCGGAAGGUUCUCGCCGGAGAAAAAAUUAUGCAGGGUUUGGCGGCGACUACCACCAACCAUGGCUCUCUCACCUUCCUCGCUCCCAGGAACCAUAGUCCAAUUUUGAAGAAUGUUGUGAAUCCAAGGGUCUUCUUCCCCAACGCUGAUUCAUCUGCAAAACUAAGAUUUUCAGCAAGUUCAGUUUCACUGAGGUGUCCCCAAAAGAUUGCUCCUCUUACAGCAACUGCAUCUACGGACUUUGCAGCAGCAGCAAAAUCAUCCAACCAGCUGUUUGGUCAUGGCUUGCCAUCAUUAGCUCCUGGUUUGAGAAGACACCGGAGACCAAUAGAGCCUGCAAGAGUGGCCAAAGAUGAUUUCUUUAAAAUCAAACUGCCUAGAAUUGCAGAGAGACCUGAAUGGUGGUGGAGGACAUUGGCUUGUGUUCCUUAUUUGAUAUCCCUCCAAAUAUCUGAUGUUGGGUACUAUGUCCAACCGUUUCUAGAAAAGCAUGAUGCGAUUGGAGACAUGAUAUAUUUCAUCCCGGGAGCGAUAAACAGGUGGCCUACGUGGUUCUUCAUGGCCUACUGCUACUUGGGUUAUACAUUUGUGGUGAAGGAGAAGAGGCUGCCUCAUUACUUGAGGUUUCACAUGAUGAUGGGUAUGCUUCUUGAAACAGCUCUUCAGGUCAUAUGGUGCACGAGCAAUUUCUUCCCGCUAAUUCAUUUCAAAGGACGGUUUGGGAUGUAUUAUUGGAUGGCCAUAGGAUUCACCUACAUAUUAUUGCUUCUUGAAUGCAUACGGUGCGCCCUUGCUGGAGUCUAUGCUCAGAUUCCUUUCAUAACCGAUGCUGCUUCCAUUCACACCCUUUUUAACUUGGGAGGUUUUCAGAGACCACUCAGGUGAAAAUAGGGACAAGUCUUAUUCUUAAUCUUCCGCAGGAGCUUUUUAUGUCAUAUCGAUUCAGUCUGUACUCUUAUGUGAAGUCUUUUAGCUUAGAGUGGUAGUAUUCAUGUGUAAAACAGAACUCUCUACGAGAGCAGCUUGAAUCAAUGACGUUACAGCCGAAUAAUCUGGUCAGACUUGUCCAUGAUUAUGCAGAUAUCAACAAUAAUGAAUUGAAUUCACAGGUUUGGUUGGUUUGCAGA
This is a messenger RNA of Capsella rubella, 1230 nucleotides long. RefSeq names its product protein TIC 20-IV, chloroplastic. The record is from RefSeq and is a predicted model, not a curated record. Lineage: Eukaryota; Viridiplantae; Streptophyta; Magnoliopsida; Brassicales; Brassicaceae. Bases 134 to 988 code for a protein of 284 amino acids. The transcript is spliced from 3 exons.